AUGUUUGAAUCACUAUUGAAUGAUUACUUCGAUCAUAACCCACAGAAGGAAUGGUCAGUUAUUAAUGCCUUGCGAUAUAUAGAAGCAAAAACAGAAUUAUUAACUUCAGAUACAAUCAAUAUUUUCAAGGAUGACAUGUAUUCGUUACUAAGUAGUUUGAGUGACAAAUGCUAUGUGCACAAGUUUGCCAAGAAAAAGGCGAGGAAAAUUCUGACAAACUAUGAUAAGACAUUCUUUUCAACCGAUGUAAAACGUUUCAUUGAUGAAAUUGAACUAAAAAAUGAAAAAAAGGUAUUUCACACAUUGAUAAGUCGAAGAGUUACAUCCGCAAGUACAUUAAGGGCACUGGAGGAGCAUCAUAUGGCCAGAAUAGCAAUCGAAGAUUUGUGCAAUGUAACAAACACAACAUCAACCAUCGAUGAAGAUCUUAGGGGAGAAAUAAUGGAUGGAGUCGAGAAUAGUCAAAUUGUUUCCGAAGCUGUACAAGAGUCGAGUAAUUUCAAAAAUCAAGAAGCAGAUAACAACGUUCUUGAUGAAAUUGUUGUAAACAAGAUGUCUGCCUUACUUUUCUCGAACUUUUCUCUUGAAGAAAUUUGGAUAAAAGUAAUAGAGCGACUAAAGAAAAACGGUUUGCGAGUACAGUCUAUUGAAUCACGAAUUAUAGAUCUCUCAGAAUGGACUAAGGUCGAAUGGAACAGGAUCCUUAAAACGUCUGACUAUUCACAAUUGUUCAUUAAAUCAAGAAAAAAGCUUUCUAUUAAGACAAAAUUAAUAAUGAUGUACAGCAAUUGUUACGUGAUGGAUCUGACCGGAUGGUCACCAGAUGAUCUAAUAUUGUGGAGAAAUAAAUUUAUGAAUUUGAAAGAUUUAUCUGAAGAUUCGCUGUUAACUAUUGAAAUAAUUGAUUUUUUCCAUCAUUGUUUACGAAGAGAGAUAAAUAUCCUAGUUUUAAAACAUAGAGAAUGUGACUUCAUUGUCAAAGUUCUUAGUCCAAUAAUUGGCACGCUUCUAAAAGAAUUUGAUAUCAGCACUUUUAAGCUUAACUGGUAUGUAAUGGCAGUGCAUGAAGAAUAUAUGACGCUUACUCCUGAUAUGAAAAAAAUGGAUUUAAUCAUUUCAUUGCGAAGUCAUCAAGCCGAACUUUUACCACUUGAAAUAGGAAAUACCUCAGGACCAAUGGAUGAUACAAAUAUCGAAAAAACCACUCAAAAUUAA
Funneliformis caledonium is the source of this 1215-nucleotide messenger RNA. The record is from the annotation of a GenBank genome assembly. Lineage: Eukaryota; Fungi; Glomeromycota; Glomeromycetes; Glomerales; Glomeraceae.